GCAUAAAAAUGAAUUUCAUGAUGCUUUUGUUAAAUCUAUACAUUAUCCUUAUACUCGAAAGCAACUAGAAGAAAUGUCUGCUAAAUUUUUAUUAUCUUUAUUUAUUGAUAUUCAAAAUAAACAUGGUCAAAGUAAUAUAAUUUCUUUAAAACAAUAUUCUAAAUGUUUUUUAGCAGCAUUUAAUGCAAAUGUUGAUAUUCAAUGGUUACCAAUUGGGUAUCAUGCUUUAAAAAAGCCUUCAAAAGACAAAUUUUGUGAUGCAACAAAAUAUCGAUUGAAGCUUGGAAUUAAUGAGAAUGAAAUAAUUGAACCUGACAAUAAUGAAGUUGAAGAUGAUAAUGAAAAUGAAUGCGAAUAUAAAAAUAAUAAUGAUGAUAUUGGUCAAAUUGAAAUAGAUAAUAAUAUAAGCAAUCGUCUUGAUGCAGCUUUACGCUUGGGUUUAGUUGAGAUACAGCAUACAAUUUCAGGCAGGGGAACAAGCAAUUGCAUAAAUACACCUCGUUAUUUUUUCAAUAAUGAGAAUAUUCCAUUCCACAUUUGGAAUAAUAAAACAUGGUAUAUAAUCGCUGAAGCGAAAGUUGCAUUUCAUAAAGAUGUAUUCCAAAAAGUUAUCGAACGCUGGACAAAAGAAGUUCAUUUGAUAAUUCCACCUAUAGAAUAUGCUGAAAUUAUUAAUGACAUUGAAUUGGAAAAUGACAAUAUAGAUCAUAAUGAAUUGCACGAAGAAUCUUUAACCAUCAAACCUGUAAGAACAAUUCUUAGAAG
Molecule: messenger RNA, 765 nt
Organism: Dentiscutata heterogama
Lineage: Eukaryota; Fungi; Glomeromycota; Glomeromycetes; Diversisporales; Gigasporaceae
Source: the annotation of a GenBank genome assembly